CUAGAUGAGGAAGAAAGUGAUGAGGAAGGAGUGCGCUGAAAUCUGACGAGUCGAGCUCACUGCAAACAACUCUUUCCAUUACGAAGAAAACACUGCUGCGAAGUUGGAUUAUUUCAACCUUUCUCACUUUGAGAAUGUAUAAUGUUUCUGUGAAGAUGCAUUGAAGGCAAAGGAAAGAUGGAAGCAGAGGAGACUGGUGAAACAAGGACUUCCUGGUUGUCAGUGCUACCAGAGACGCACUCCAUCCCCUGUGACCAUGCUGGGAAGAAGAGAAAACAAGACCCGACCCCUGAACCUGCGAUCAGAAUCAGCGAGGAUGAAGAGGACGACGAUGAGGGGGAGAUGAUGUGCGACCACAUGGGGGAUUUAGAGGAGCCCAGCACCAAAAGGGUCAAACCUGUGGUAAAGUCCAACAGCCUGACGGGUGUCAUAACCCCGGUGAAGACCCCUGCUCUGAAACGCUUCGGACAGUCCAUCUCGAGGUCUAUUAGUUUCCGCACGGAGGCUCGACCUUUGCCCCCGACUCCCCUGCGCUCUCGCACGAAGGCCUCGUCGUAUCCACGCCGGCGCAACAGCCAGUGCUGGAGUGACACCGUGGAGAGUCAUGACCUCACUGCAAAGGAGAUCAAACGGCAAGAGGUGAUCUAUGAGCUGACUCAGGGUGAGAGACAACUCAUCGAGGACCUCAGUCUGGUCAAGAAGGUGUACUAUGAGCCCAUGCUGACGUUGGACAUCAUGACAGAGAGUGAGCUCGGACAGAUCUUUGGGACACUGGACUCUCUCAUUCCCAUCCAUCAAGAUCUUCUGAGUCGUCUCGAGCGGCUGAGGGGAUCAGAGAAGACGAUCGGAGAGGUGGGACCUACUUUGAUGAACUGGUUCCCCUACCUGGAGGCCUACGUUACGUACUGCUGUAACCAAGUGGGAGCCAAAGCCCUGCUGGACCAGAAGAAGCACGAGAAGAGAGUCGAGCACUUCCUGCGCCUGUGUCAGGAGUCCUCGUUCAGCAGGAAACUGGACCUGUGGAACUUCCUGGAUCUCCCUCGAAGCCGUUUGGUCAAAUACCCGCUGCUGUUGAAAGAGAUACAGAAGUGCACGCCUUCAGAGCACCCGGACGAGGACACACUGCCUGAUGCUUUGGAGCUGGUCCAGAGCAUCGUGGCGGAGGUGAACAAGAAGACAGGAGAGGCGGAGUGUCAGUUCUACAGGCGGGGUCUCACAUACCUGGAAGACGCUCAGAGACUACCAGAGAUCCAGCAGUCCCGCUUCCUGUACUGCCACGGAGAGCUCAAGAACAACAAAGGCCAGCGGCUGCAUGUGUUCCUGUUCGAGCUGGCUCUGGUGCUGAGCCGGCCGGGGGAGGACAAAGAGGGAGGUCAGGUGUUCCAAGUGUACAGACAGCCUCUUUCCAACGCUUCCAUAAACCUGGAGGAGAUCCCAGAUGGGGAGGCUGGUGGAGGGGGCACCUUCAGGGGAGCCUUCACCGGAGGAAAUGAUAAAGUGAAGAACUGUUUCCGUGUGAGCAGCAGAGGGCGCUCCAAAGUUCACCCUUACAGCCUGCAGGCCAACGACUCCUUCAGCAAGCAGCAGUGGAUCACCUGUCUGCGCCAGGCCAUCGUCCGGUCCCGGGAUAGGACCGCUCAGGCCAGCCAGUCGCAGCUCUCCCUUCACCCCGAUCCCGCCCUGUAUCACAUAGCCGAUCUCAGCCUCAGUUCGGACACAGAGAUGGCAGACCAUACCGGUCGCUGACUGAUGAUCAGGAGGCCCGGAGAGUGUCUAUAGAUCUGUACAUUGACAUUGGUGGAGAAUAAAAUAUGGACUGAUUGUGCUUAGACACACAUAUAGAAUUUCCUACAUGGAUUUUUGUCUUAUGCCUGCAUUUCGUGAUGGAUUGUAUGAUUGUAGUGAUGUUUACUGUACAGCUUGAUAACAGUAUUACUGAAUGUGAAUUUACAGUGUAAUAUGUUUUCUUUUCUUUUUUUUUUUUUAAAUAAACUGACACUUAAAAAGUU
Messenger RNA from Sebastes umbrosus (honeycomb rockfish), 2009 nucleotides. It is a transcript of the gene arhgef3l, whose product is annotated as Rho guanine nucleotide exchange factor (GEF) 3, like. NCBI's taxonomy places the organism in Eukaryota, Metazoa, Chordata, Actinopteri, Perciformes, Sebastidae. Gene Ontology annotation, biological process: positive regulation of Rho protein signal transduction; intracellular signal transduction. Gene Ontology annotation, molecular function: guanyl-nucleotide exchange factor activity. The record is from RefSeq and is a predicted model, not a curated record. The coding region runs from base 178 to 1746 and encodes 522 amino acids. The transcript is spliced from 13 exons.